UUUAAAGAGAGUGAUGGCUAGUGUCGCGUCAUGUUUCAUUUCACUCGUCCACCAUUGCUGAGUUUGUCAAAGAAAGGAGAAUAUUAACCACAGUUCUUUGAGGUAUAUGUAUGCAAAUUUCGUUCCACGUUGAAUAGUGAAAAUCGAUAAGUAAAAUAUCAAAUAAUUGUAAAAUAGUUUUGAAAAACAAUAGCUAAACAAUUUCUGCAGCACAGGAAAGAAGUUGGGGAAACAGAAAUCAGCAUAAGCGCAGGCAGCGCAACACCAACGAAAAGCAGAUGAAAAUUAUGGCCGAUUUGGACGCAGUGCAUCUAGGGUUGGACGAAAAUGAAGCUGAUAUUGCUGAGGAACUGCAAGACUUUGACGACUCAUUCGACACACGAAGCGAAGCAUCUGAAUCAGGUUCGGAGUCGUCGGACUCCCAGCCAAGUAUCAGUUCAGUAAGCUCGGCUGCCUCGUCUGUCGGUGACAAGCGUAAGAACAAGACGACGACGAAGAAGAAAGUUAGUAAAGAGAGUGAGAAGAAACCGACUACGAAGCGCACGUCUUCGCCGGGAGGUGGAGCAAUGAAUGGCAAGAAUAUUUCUGUAGUAGGUAAGAAAAAACGAAAUAACGAAGAUUCGUCACAUAAAGGUGUCGAUUCAUCAAGUAAAGCUACAGAGAGUAAAGUUGGUAACAGUAAAGAAAAGAAGUUACGAAAGAAGGUCAAUAGCAAUGCUAGCAAAAACUUGUCUACUGCUUUGACAUCCAGCAGCAAUGGGCCUAUGAACACAAGUAGCGGGUCAACAUCAGCUCAUGCUAAUACCAGCGGCAACAAAAGUGAAGCUAGCGAUGCGGAAGACAAGCCAGCAGCGAAAGCAACGUUUGAUAGUGACUCAGAAUCGGAAGAUUCCGAUUCGGCAGCAAAUAUAAAACGUAAUGGACGAAAGGCGAUUUCUAAGAGCACUUCGCCUGAGAAGAAAACACAAGGCGGAACUACUUCCACUGGAAAAUCUUACGAUUAUAUGACUAAACUGAACUAUUUGUUUCGCGGUACUCAUUUCUUCCUUAUUAAAUCGAAUAAUGCAGAUAAUAUUGCUAUUGCCAAAACCAAAAAUGUCUGGGCUACUCUACCACAAAAUGAAGCAAAUAUUAACCAGGCGUUCAAGGAGUCCCGCAAUGUUUUGCUAAUAUUUUCUGUCAACGAGAGUGGUAAAUUUGCCGGUUUUGCUCGCAUGAGUUCGCUUUCGCGUCGGGAUAUUUCUCAUCCUGCUUGGGUUUUGCCACCUAGCAUUUCACCUAAAGCUCUGGGUGGUAUAAUUGAGCUGGAUUGGAUUUGUCGCAAGGAACUUUCUUUCAACUGCACAUCUCAUCUUUACAAUACGUGGAAUGAGAGUAAACCAGUGAAAAUUGGACGUGAUGGUCAAGAAAUUGAACCAAAAGUUGGCGCAGAACUCUGUCGCUUAUUUCCCGAAGAUGAAAAAAUCGAAAUGACACCCAUAUUACGUAAAUCCAAAGAGACAGCAAAGAUGAUGCGUGAGAAGGGUAUUCGUGUUUCAUAUCGCCCACCACGCAGUUUAUCAUCACGUGGUAGUCGAGGUGGUCCUGGUGGUAGCAGCGCUUUUUCGGGAUAUCGCCAGGGAGAUCGUCGUACCGGUGGUGGUGGCCCAAUCCGGCACAGACGUACUUUCAGUGGUGGCCCCCAUCGCCCCUAUAAGUUUCCACCGAUUGGAAUGCCCCCUGGUAGUGGUUUUAAACGAUCGUCUUCGCCAUACCGAAGUGGUGGGAGCAUUGGUCCAGGCAGUAGUGGAGGAUCGCGGGCAGGUGGUGGCGAUGCAGGACUGCCAUCGUGGGACCGUUACAUGAAUUCUGCCGAAGCAUACAUGGUAGACUAUAUGCGUUCCGUGCAUGGGCAGCUUCCACCGUUACCAUUCGUCCCGCCGUUUGCGCAGCUUCCUCUGUCUUCUUCCGGUUCAAGCGCUUUACCACCACCUGGACCUCCAUCAAUGUAUGACCAGUUACCUCCACCGGUGCGAUACUACGAUGGACCUCCACUGCCAGAUUACCCUCCGCCACAACCGAUUAGGCCUCCGCCCCCAGGUUUCGACAAAGCACCAUCCUAUGAGGACUUUGCAGCUUGGAAGAAUGCUGGCUUACCAACAUUGCCCGAUGGCAUGCCGCCGGGCUUCCCCAGCUUUAGCAGCAGCACUGGGGUAUCAACAUCCAAUGGUGGGAGCAGUGGAAUAGGUGGUUCAAGCUCAGCAGGAGGAAGUGGUAGUUUCUCAAGUUCCAACAAUGCUAUUGGUGGAGGCUCUUCCGCAAGUGGUCCUAACAGUUUCCGCAGCAGCAGCCAACGCACCAAUAACUCAAACAUGAUUCGACCACGUGAACGUGGCGGCGGCCGGGAGUAUCGUGGACCUAGUGGUAUUAGUGGUAGCUCAGGUUCACGCAGCGCUGGCAAUGAUAGACAUUUCCGCGCUGGAGGUGGCAGCAGCGGUGGCGCGCGAAAUUAUCGCGAUGGCCGGCGCUAAGUCGGCGAUAUGACAAUAAAAGAGUAUGCAACAUAAGAUGUAUUGUGAAGUAUAAGCGGACAGACGUCUGCAAUACAAGCGUGCUCCCAUUGUGAAUGAGAAGCCAAGCAAAGAAUGAAGGUUUAAAGCCGAGUGAAAAAGAUAAAAGUGCGUCAAGAAAACCGAAAAUAUGAUAAACACCCCUAUAAAACCCAUAACAUGCACGCUGUAACCUCUUCGUGUUCGAACUUUGUAAUUGAAAAUGUGUUAGAAAGCGCGUGAGUUAUAUGCAACAGUAAUAUUUUAUUCGUAGAGUGACAUCUAAUUCUUAAAUGGUAUGUUCUUCAACUUACUCAAUACCGGAAAAGUGUUGAAAUUUAGGCAAAUAAUUAACCAUGCAAAGAGGGUAUAUAAAUGUUUCGUAGUAUAAAGUGUUACAAUAUAUUAAUCCUCAAAGAAAAAAUUAUGAACGAAUCAAGCAGAUAGUGUAUAUGUUAACCCCAGUUUGGUUGUUUCACCAACGACUAUCGACCUUCAACAUUAAGUCAGCAUUAAAAUGAAUUCAUUUUUUUAAUUGGGAUUACAAGAAGCAUACAAAAAAUAUUUUAUUUAUUCGCAAAAUUUAUUGCCGACACAUCUCGAAUGCUGAGCAUACUAAAACUACUAAAAAAUAAAAAUGGAAAAAUAUAUUUAUAUACUUAAAGAAAGGAAAAUCCUUUGUGCUUCAUAUAUAUAUAUGUAUAUACAUAUAUGUUUUUGAUAUUUAUUUUAUAUUUAUCGUACUUGCAGUCCCAAAUUAUGAAAAUGAAAAAAUGUAUUACAUACUUCAGUUUUUGUUGGCACCGAUUACACGUAAAACGAUGAUUAACUGAAAUUAAUUUUUUAAAGUAAAUAAUUAAAUUUAAUUGCACUGCGCCGUUAAUCAACAAAUUCAUAUGCAGCGAUUUCAUGGUAAAAGGAAUGAAAAGUUGACUCUCUUUCAAUUAUAAAUACAUGCAUAUACAUAUAUAAUUUUAAAUCAUAGUUAUAAUUAUACGUAUCGUAAAAUAUAAACAACCAACACAAAUGUGAACUUUAUUUGCUAAACGAAGGCGGAGAGGUUGCAAUAAUGCUUUCCACUUAAAGGAAAGCAUACGAACUGUUUUGUGAAAAUAUGGACUGCUUUGACCGGUAUAAAUAAAAGACGUUCACCCAACUCCCACUUCACUUGAAACUGUCUUAAAUGCCAGCUUUCCAAAACAAAGGAAUAAUUAGUGCUAAAUCAAGAAAAAUCAGUUGCAUCAAACUACAUGAAAAAAUCAUUAAACAUAAAAUCAGAAGCAAAAGUGUGUGCAGUGUUUCAAAUGCAAGCAAAUCAAACAAAGAUAUGAAUAUAACGGAAAUUUCCAUUAUUCAGCAAGACAAAUUUGAAAGUGGCAAAAGAAAAGAGUGUUUAGUGUUGAGAAAAUUAUCAAUAUUGUUGCCAUCCGCACCUUAUUCUGCUGAGGCCAUUUCCGCAUUUUAAAAACCUGUUGCAAUUGACUAUUCAAUAAUUUCCUCCCAUUCAUAAUUGAUUGGAGUGAGUGAGUCAACCCCCUUAUAUUUACUUAUAAGAACAUUUUCGCUUGUGUUUAAACAACAUGUAAAAAUGAACUGUUCUAAAAGAAAAUCAUGCGGAAAAUUUCAUACUCAGUUUUAACAGUAAAGUGCAAAAGUUUGUCUAUUGGAUUCGAGCUUAAGAGCUUUUGAGUCCUAUGUAAUUCCCGCAUUGCUUUCAGCACAUACCGCACCAUAAACCAUUUGCCGAAAACUGUAACUAUGCUUUCUAAUUAAAUUAAUUCUUGUCUUUCAGACCUUGCAGACUUCUUACGGAAAUAGCUGUUUGACAUUUGGCACUCCUGUGUCCUGCAUUGUGCAGCAAAUACUCGUACUCGAAAUGAGCAUCAUCUAUUUUAAUGGGACUGAAGAUUUCGUAGUUGAAAGCCUGAAGUAUACUGUGUUUGUUCUAGUGUUGGUAAACUAAUCUUAAGUAAAUCUUCAAAUCAUAAUAAUAUUUGUAUGUACAUACAUAUAUACAGGCAUUUGCAGUUCACUUCCGAGUGCAUCACAAUCUAAUUUACUGUGAAUCCGACAUUAGGUGUUCUGUGUUUCAGUUUCAUUGCUUCAUUUUCAUUUGUUUUUUUUUUUUUCUAAGAUAAAUUCCGAGUGCAUUUGAAAGUUUUGAGAAAAGAAUUCACAAGAAAACUGUCGGUUAGUAUUCAAUUAAAUUCAAUUUAGAUUGUUUGUGCAUACGUACCAGCUUGCUGUUUUGAACGAGUUUUUAAUCUCGUACCCCGUCAUGCUUAACUGUAUCCAUCGGAAGUAAAUAUAUUUGUCUAAAAUAACUACAUGCAUGCGAUAACUUUCGCUACCGUAAUACGGCCUAUUGAAAUGCAUCUAUCUUUCCCAAACCCGUUUGAAAGGCACUUUCCGUCAAAAAAUCCAAAUAUGGCCAUAAGUUGUGGUUGUGUAGUUAUGGGUAUUUUUUUUUUAAUGGGAAACAACACCAUCUUAUUAAAUAGCGUUGGCCGAAACUUUUUCGUUAAAAUAAUCGCCCUCAUUGCGAAAAUGAGUAUAUGAACUUACACCAAUUCAGAUGCGUCCAAGGGAUUAGAUUGGCCUCGUAUAAACUUUCGUUUAACGAUUUGUUCUGCAAGUUUAUUAUUUUGUAUUGAAAUGCCCGCAAACGUAGUUAAUGUUCCCCCUUUUUUUAACCGUUUUUUAUUCAAAGGUUUAUUAUUUGUUUUGAUUAAAUUGACAAGUCUCAGCAGGCAAAACUCAUUUUUAGGAUAAAUCGAAAAUCAAUUAAAUUCGUUUUCACUCGUAUUUAAAUUUAUUUUCUUAUUCACUUUCACGUGGACUCCAAAACCUGCCUGCUAUAAAAAUAUGUAUAUGUAUGGCCUUAGCUGUAUGUGAUUGGCGCUUUCAUCCGAUAUUGGGUGUUUGGCUCAGCUUCUCCUACAAUUUGUGGUGUGCGUCUUCAUGCUGUUCUAUAAAUAGAGGGGCCUACAGUUUAAUGCCGUUGGCUUUUAUGAGCACCUUUUUCAUGCGAAAAAUACAUUCGGAGGUUUGCCGUUGCGUACAACGGCUAAUAGAAAUUGUCUGUUUCAUACCGACAAUCAGGAAAUCGAUUCUGAAAUAAUCAAUAUCAAUCAGAAAGCAAUCACUUUUGUUCAGUGAUAUACUCCUGCCACAACUAUGGCAGCAACAUCAUCAGUAUCAACCUAAGGACUAUAAUCAGUUCCUCAUUUUACAGGCUAUUAAAAGCCUUCAAAACUCUAAAAGUCAGCAGAAAUAAAUGGAUCGCAUACCUGUCAUAGCGGGGAGAGGAUCGAGGAUUUGUAAAAGUCAACUGAAGUCGUAACUAGCAUCAUCGAAAACAUUGUUGAAAGUCAAAUCUGAAUUCUGAAUACUCGUAGUCUAACUCAUCUAACGGUAGGUUCAGGAAACAUGCUAUUUCGACAGGUUGGGUCCAGAGGGAAUAGAUAUUAUCGUGCGGUUACCUUCACAUGCCGGGCAUAUAUUGAGAGUGUCGGGAGGUUUAACCUGCUAUAAUUGAGUCACGAGGCAGCUAAAGCUCUUCGUCUGCAAUAGGUGGUGGUUGGACCCCGAAAACGGUAUUCGAGAGUCGAGAGUUUAGGAAGCAGUUGAAUGUUGUUUAGUGUUCGUCUAUUUGGUCCAGGAUCUCCUCGGUGUAGUCGAAGAGACGUUGUUGUUGUUGUUGUUUUUGUUGUUGUAGCAGCAUAAACAUUCCCCGUGCAUAUACGAGGAAUGCUGCUGAAGUGACAGUCCUUGCCCGAAUAUAAAUCCGAGUUGUUCCGAUUACGUAGAACCGCCUGUCGAUGUGUCCCGACUCGCUUUAGAGGUGGAUCAGUCUCUAGCAAAUGUCUGCAGGGAUGAUUCAUACGGUAGCACCCUAGCAAAAAUACUUGCCUCCCAGUCAAGGAGCAUGGAGGUAUCGUUGUGAAUGUGUUGUAGAGGAGACAUCAAGAGGCAUCCCUUGACUAUCCUAAU
Messenger RNA from Anastrepha obliqua, 6521 nucleotides. RefSeq names its product YTH domain-containing protein 1 (gene Ythdc1). Gene Ontology annotation, molecular function: mRNA binding; N6-methyladenosine-containing RNA reader activity. NCBI's taxonomy places the organism in Eukaryota, Metazoa, Arthropoda, Insecta, Diptera, Tephritidae. The record is from RefSeq and is a predicted model, not a curated record. The coding region runs from base 279 to 2510 and encodes 743 amino acids. Gene Ontology annotation, biological process: regulation of alternative mRNA splicing, via spliceosome; mRNA splicing, via spliceosome. The transcript has 3 exons. Gene Ontology annotation, cellular component: nucleoplasm.